This is a messenger RNA of Dromaius novaehollandiae (emu), 6337 nucleotides long. RefSeq names its product pleckstrin homology like domain family B member 2 (gene PHLDB2). Gene Ontology annotation, cellular component: basal cortex. NCBI's taxonomy places the organism in Eukaryota, Metazoa, Chordata, Aves, Casuariiformes, Dromaiidae. The transcript has 21 exons. Gene Ontology annotation, biological process: regulation of microtubule cytoskeleton organization. The coding region runs from base 679 to 4506 and encodes 1275 amino acids. The record is from RefSeq and is a predicted model, not a curated record.
GCCAAGCCUUCAAAUAGACUCCUGCAAUAUCAGUGUGCCUUGGCUCCGUCCCUACAGUUAUUCUGCCUUCCAGCAGCCUCGCGUGUGCUCUGAUCCGGAGAAGGGUUUAAUACGUCUUCAUAAAGGGAGGCCUGAAUGCUGACCCCAGCUUCUGGAAAGCGAUGAUUAAACUCGAAGUGUGGGUGCCUCACGCGGAGGAUUACCAUAUCACUUUGAAGAAACUGUCCUGACAUAAGAUGCACCCUGCUUUGAAGUGAUAGUUCUGUCUAAUUCAGAGCAGAGAUUUUUACCCCAGACUCUCUCAGAUGGACUCAGCAGGAACUUGAAUGUGGAUGUCCCACAGCCUGUAGCUCUCCAGAGUAUGAAAACGGUUUCAACUCACUGCAAAAAAUACCAGCUUUGACUGAAAGGAGUUGGAUUCUCGCGACUCAGAGUGAACAAGGGAGGUGCUACCUGUUUUGAGAGUCUGCCUGAUACAGGGAAAAGAGUGUUUAUGGACUAGCUUUGAAAUCAAAAGCAUUUGUAUCAGAAAAACACAGUACCAGAUUCCAUCAUCUGUCCAUCUGUCAGAGAGAAGUGACCCAGAAAUACUGGCCAACCGCUCAGCUCCAAACAAGGUCAAAAUUCAUCCGUUUCAUUCUAAUUAGCUUUGUUUUAACCAUCCUGUAGAAGACAAAUAUGAUGCCAAACAGAAGUAACCUCUCCUCCUUUCAGAAUGUUGGAUCAGAUUCCAGUAAGAUUAUGGCAGAGUACAGCCACGCACAAAACCAGAUGGAAUUACAAAAUGCUAGUUUGGGAAAGGGUUCUGUGGUGAAUUCACUUGAAAACGGUCUCCAGGAUAUUAUGGAAAACCUCAACCCGAAGAAAUAUUCAUCAAGUCUCAAAUUUAAAACAAACGGGGACUAUGCUGGUUCUUAUUUAACCCUUUCACAACCUGUGCCCGCUAAAGCCAAUCCUUCCUCCAAUGUUAAAAAUACACACUCGAUUACCAAAAUUCAAGGAGGUAAGCUGUUCCCUUGUGAGAGCCCAUAUCUUUCAGAUAAAAGCAUCCCUGUAAAGCAUUUGAGUUCUGUAUCUGGCACUUCUCCAUCCUUCGGCGGGUACAGCUUGGGAAGGACAGACUUUGAUAUCCACGCCAACAGAGAAAAUGAAAAAUCCCUUGGACAUGUGGAUAAGUUUCACUACUCAAAGUACAGUCAAAAAAACAAAUCGUAUGACAACGUCUACUUCCCCGGAAUGCUGGACAUGAAGAAGAUCUCAGGCUCUCUUCUUACAAUGUGGAAUGGAAGCUCAGGGAGUGAACUGACGCUUUCACCUGUAAGCAAUUCAGGGGCAGCCAGCAUGCCUUCGAGCCCAAAGCAAGGCAGGAGGAUGAAUAUUCAAGACAGCCUGGCUCUUCAUGCGAGACCAGUUAAACACAAGGAUGUGGUGACAGAGCCUCUGAGUUCACGACCUAGGAAAUACUCUGGCGGAUCUCUAAGUCAUAUGGGAAUGUACAGUCGUUCCCUACCCAGACUUUAUAAAUCAACAGAAAGCCAGUUGAUGCCAUUAAGUUUGCCCCCGAGAAACUCUCUGGGUAAUACUAAAAGGAAAAAACUUGGCGAAAAAGAUCUACCUCAGAAUGUUUUAGAUGCUGAUAAUUACCUGAAUUUUUCUUCUUGCAGCUCAGGGGUUUUGCCACAUGCAAAUUCUGUGUCUGAGAAUAAUCCCUAUGUUAGUUCGACUCUUAGUGUUCCUCCAAGUCCUCGAAUUGCUAAAAAAAUGCUUUUAGCUUCUUCUUCCUCCUUUCUUUCUGAUGAUUUUGAUAGAUUUGGGCUCUCAGGAACAAGUCCCAGUAAUUCUUUCUCCCCUGUGGACUUUGACAGAUCAUUCUCUGUCAGAAGAAACCUCUCCACUAGUUCCAUAGAAUUUGAUGAAAUGGAUUUGGAAAGUUUCAGACAGACACCAAACUCACUGCAAACUUCUGUAAGAGAGCGGAAGAACAGCAUUAGUUCCAUUUCUGGAAGAGAUGACCUCAUGGACUAUCACAGGAGACAGAGGGAAGAGAGACUUAGGGAGCAAGAGAUGGAACGCCUGGAGCGUCAGCGGCUGGAGACAAUCCUCAAUUUGUGUGCAGAAUACUCCAAAUCUGACAGUGACCCUGCUGCAGCUACAACAGUUGCUGAUGUUCAAAAAAUUAACAAAGAACUUGAAAAACUUCAGCUAUCGGAUGAAGAUUCAGUGUUUGAAGAUUCACAGAUGAAUCUUGAAACAAGGUUUAGAAACCACUUGAAAUCAUCUGCAAGUGAUUCAGAUUUUUCAGAGUUGAGUAAUCACAGUCGCAGUGCUGGUGCUUUCCUUUCCUCUAGAGGGUUGAAAGCUGAUGAACACUUCAAUGAAACCAUGAAGACUCCACCUUUAGCUCCUUCUGGCUUCCUGAAGGAUUCCACUGAAUCUUCCUACUUAAGUAUCACACCAAAGGUACCAGAAAGCAUAAGUGAUGAGCAAAGACGGCAGGAGCUUGGUCAACUAGAGGAGGAGCGCAUAGCAAUACUAAAUAAUUUGGAAGAACUUGAACAGAAGAUCAAAGAUUUAAAUGACCAGAUGGAUGAGUCCUCAAGAGAGUUGGAUAUGGAAUGUGCCCUUUUGGAUGGGGAACAGAAAUCUGAAACAACAGAGCUUCUGAAAGAGAAGGAAAUUUUGGAUCAUCUAAACAGGAAAAUAGCUGAGCUGGAGAGAAAUGUUAUUGGUGAAAAGACAAAGGAAAAAUUAAAACUUGAUGCUGAGAGGGAAAAACUAGAGAGGCUUCAGGAGCUUUACUCCGAGCAGAAGACGCAGCUUGAUAAUUGCCCUGAGUCCAUGAGGGAACAAUUACAGCAGCAGCUGAAGAGGGAUGCUGAUCUGUUGGACAUAGAAAGCAAACAUUUUGAAGAUUUGGAAUUUCAGCAGCUUGAACAUGAGAGCAGGUUAGAUGAAGAGAAAGAAAAUCUGACACAACAGCUCCUGCGUGAAGUAGCUGAAUAUCAGCGUAGCAUUGUCAGUAGAAAGGAAAAGAUUUCUGCUCUCAAAAAGCAAGCCACUCAUAUUGUCCAACAAGCACAGAGGGAACAAGAUCAUUUUGUAAAAGAGAAAAAUAACUUAAUAAUGAUGCUGCAAAGGGAAAAAGAGAAUCUCUGUAAUCUGGAAAAGAAAUACUCUGUACUUUCCGGAGGAAAGGGAUUUCCUGUCAGUCCCAAUAGUCUAAAAGAGGGUUAUAUCAGUGUAAGUGAAAUUAGUGAGCUGUAUGGCAAUUCCACGAAUAUAUCCCCUUCCACUCAGCCCCCCACAGAUGCUGAAGCAGUUGCCACUGAGCCCUCCACGGCUGUGCUGACGUGCCAGCCACAAAAUAAAGAGCAUUUCAGAAAUCUGGAAGAGCGAAAGAAGCAGCACAGGGAAUGCAUGUAUAUGAGUGAUACUUUACCUCGCAAGAAGACGACUCCAUCUGUAUCACCGCACUUCAAUAGUGCUACUCUUGGACGAAGCGUUACAUCUAAAGGACAUUUACCACUAGGACAGAGCAACAGCUGUGGCAGUGUACUUCCUCACUGCUUGGCGACGAUGACCAAAGAGUCAGAAUCAAGAAGGAUGCACAAAGGGUAUAACCAUCAACGUAUAUGCGAAGAACACAGGCAGAAAUCUCCUGAAUUCUACAGCAGAACUGCAUCUGAAUCUAAUGUGUAUUUGAAUAGUUUCCAUUACCCAGAUCGUAGCUACAAGGACCAUGCCUUUGAUACAUUAAGCUUAGACAGUUCUGACAGUAUGGAGACAAGCAUAUCAGCAUGCUCACCAGAUAACAUUUCCAGUGCAAGCACUUCAAAUGUUGCAAGAAUAGAAGAGAUGGAGAGACUGCUGAAACAAGCACAUGCUGAAAAGACCAGGCUGCUUGAGACCAGGGAACGGGAGAUGGAAGCUAAAAAACGAGCUCUGGAAGAAGAGAAGCGUCGCAGAGAGCAACUGGAGAAAAGACUGGAAGAAGAAACUAGCCAGAGGCAAAAAUUAAUUGAAAAGGAAGUUAAGAUACGUGAGAAACAAAGAGCACAGGCCCGUCCCUUGACUCGCUAUUUGCCCAUUAGAAAGGAAGACUUUGAUCUGCGAAGUCACAUUGAAACAGCUGGUCACAACAUAGAGACCUGUUACCAUGUCUCCCUCACAGAGAAGACCUGCCGAGGCUUUCUGAUUAAGAUGGGAGGGAAAAUUAAAACAUGGAAAAAACGGUGGUUUGUUUUUGACAGAAACAAGAGAACUUUUACUUACUAUGCAGACAAACACGAAACUAAAUUAAAAGGUGUAAUAUAUUUUCAAGCUAUUGAAGAAGUUUAUUAUGAUCAUCUAAAGAAUGCAUAUAAGAGUCCCAAUCCACUGCUCACUUUCAGUGUUAAGACACAUGACCGGAUAUACUAUAUGGUUGCUCCAACGCCAGAAGCCAUGAGAAUAUGGAUGGAUGUUAUUGUUACAGGCGCAGAAGGCUACACCCACUUCAUGUUAUAAUAAAAUGGGGCAAUAGGGCAUAUUGCAAUAACCUAACAUAUGAAGUUAGCCAUAUGUAGUAAAAUCCAAAAAGCCACAUACAUUGCUGGUGAAUGCUCAGAAAUAUCCUCCUUAUGAUAUGCACCCAAAACCUCAGAAUGAAAGGGUUUUAUAAAUGCAUUGAAAAGGAGGACCUGUUGCUUAUUUUAGUUGAUCUGUAUAGGAGCAAAAAGAGCUAAAGCUGUUCAAUCACAGUGCUCUGAAAUGGAUAAUCAGGCAACUUAAAUGACAGCAUCUUGAUUAAAUGAUAGUUCUGUACAAAUUCUCCUAUGCAGAGAAUGUCUUCAUAAGCUCAUACUAAACAGUUUACAAAUGUGUGUGUUCUCAUCAGUAUGCAAAAAUUCUAGUAAUGGAACAAAAAGGUAUAAUAGCAUAUAUUUUAAUAUGCAGCAUUUGACAUUUAUAGAUGAUUAGCUGACUUUUUAAAACUUUUAGUCAAGUAUUUUAUAAAAAAAUAAAAAGCAACCCUAAGGUACACACACUUGCCUUAGUAGUUAAAUAUUUGCAACAGAGCCAAAGAGUUAUAAAAUUCCCCUAUCAUAAUGGGUUUUUUUUUUUCAAAUCGUUAGUUGUACUUUAGCUUUCUAUAAUGGGACAGUGCCAAAACUCUUCCUGACUUUUAACAUAAUUAAAUUGUUAAAAUAUUCUAUAUGGUCAAAUAACCCAGUUGCACCAAGUGGAUAUUUAAAGUCUGCAUCUGUGGAGCUCAACAACAAAAAAAGAAGAUAGCUUUAUAAAGAUCGAUUUUUUUUUUCUUCUUCCACAAGGUGAUACUAAAAAAAAAAAAAAAAAAAAAAAAAAACAGGAAACUUGAUAUUAGAAGGAAACUUUGUCAUAAGGAGGUGUUUUCUUAAUCUGCCCUGUUGAAUAGAUUGAGCUGGAUCUUGCAUCAAUUUUCUUUUGAUGUAGUCAGGUCCUAGUAUGGUUUUAAUCUUACUCUGUGCCAAGUGAACACUCUAUUCAAAUGUCUCAAAUAUUGGUCCCUGUGAAGCCAGUGUCAAAAUAUCUACCUAUCUAAAUCCAUUAAAGCCAGGAUUUCAGUCCAGAAUGUUUUUUUUUACAUGCAUGUCUGCACAGAGUAAUGCUGACAAAUAGAAUACAAAUAAAGAGGCAAUUUCUAAGAGUUUACACUAAGCAGUGUAUAAAUAAAAAAAAAAAGCUCAAAGUUUCAAGUAACUGAAAUCUGAGGAUGCAGUGGUCUCCGAUUUAAAACCUCUUUCAAGUCCUUGACUAAUAUUGCAAAAACGUAUUUAAUGGAACUGAAUUUCAAGAAAGGCUCAUUUAUUAUGACUUUAAAGAAGUCCCCAUUCCAGUAAUCGAGUUGUAUGUGCUAUGUGGUUUGUGUAAUUAAAGAAAGCACAUUAGACGUUUUUCCAUAAUGAAAAGUUAAUGGCUUUUGAUGGAGCAAAUUAAAAACUGAAAGCAGAAUAAAAAUAGGCUGACAGAAUAUUUUUAUUGUACUUUUAAAACCCUGUAUCUGUAAUGAACGGGUAUGAAUUCUUUUUUGUGGUAUACACAGGUGACAUGGUUGGUCUAGCAUGAUAUACACCACUUCUGACUUGAAUCAUGAAAGAAGGGACAGUUAUCAUCUGUGCAGAUCACCAUAAGAAGCUUGUAAUCUAAUGAUUUAAAGCACUAUCAAAAAUUAAUUGCUUUGGUUUAUAUAAUUAUUAUUGUUCCCUGAUGUAUCUUGAUUUUACUUAUAAGUAUGGUUAUAAAGGUUUUCUAAUCAUGAUUUUUGUAUCCUGCAUGAUGCAAUGAAGGCAUUUCAAUAAAUGUUUUUAAAAACACA